CACGCCCCGCCCUUCCCCUGUCCAUCACCGGGCUCCGGGCCGGCGCCUCCCAUGUGACCGGAAGGACCGGGGGAGCCGCCCCCGGAGGAGGCUGGGAGCCGGGGCGGGCCGCAGGCGGAGACCCGCCGGCAGCAGCGCGGCGCCGGUAGCGAAGCCGCCCGGAGCGGAGCCAGGGCCCCGGCGCCGAUAGCCUGGAUCAUCCAGAAGACACAAUGAGUUUGAAGGCCUUCAAGCUCGUUCCUGCUGUUGAGCGGGAGAUGCUAAUGGGAGACAAAGCUCGAAUCAAUGUUGAAUGCAUUGAGUGUUGUGGGAAAAACCUCUAUAUUGGAACCAAUGACUGCUUUGUCUAUCACUUCCUACUAGAAGAGAAGAUAUCAGCUGGAAAAGUAACUUUUGCUGCCACCAAACAACUGCAUAAAUACUUGGGCUUCAAGAAAGCAGUCAGUGAGCUGAAAGCAGCUUCAGCACUCAACAGGCUACUGGUGCUUUGUGACAACACAAUAACAUUAGUUAACAUGAUGAACCUGGAACCUAUCCCCACUGGAGCUAGAAUAAAGGGAGCUGUGACAUUCACAUUAAAUGAAAACCCUAUGAGUGGGGACCCUUUUUGUAUAGAAGUUUGCAUUAUCUCAGUGAAACGGCGGACCAUCCAGAUGUUCAUGGUGUAUGAGGAUAGAGUCCAGAUAGUGAAGGAAGUUUCCACUCCAGAGCAACCCUGUGCCGUGGCUGUAGAUGGUCAUUAUUUGUGCCUUGCUCUCACUACACAAUAUAUCAUACUGAAUUAUAAUACUGGCAUUUCCCAGGAUCUGUUCCCGUAUUGCAGUGAUGAGAAACGGCCAAUUGUGAAAAGGAUAGGCAGACAGGAGUUUCUACUGGCUGGACCUGGAGGGUUAGGUAUGUUUGCAACUGUGGAUGGCAUUUCCCAGCGUGCUCCUGUGCACUGGUCAGAGAAUGUGAUUGGAGCAGCCCUGUGUUUUCCUUAUGUAAUUGCUCUUGAUGAUGAGUUUAUUACAGUGCAUAGCAUGCUGGAUCAACAACUAAAACAGACCCUCCCUUUUAAGGAAGGCCACAUCCUACAAGAUUUUGAAGGAAAGGUAAUUGUAGCUACCAGUAAAGGUGUGUACAUCUUGGUGCCAUUACCUUUAGAAAGACAGAUUCAGGAUCUUCUAACCAGCCACAGAGUGGAAGAAGCCCUAGUCUUAGCAAAGGCAGCCCGAAGGAACAUUCCAAAAGAGAAAUUUCAGGUAAUGUACAAACGAAUCUUGCAGCAAGCAGGUUUUAUACACUUUGCACAGCUUCAGUUCCUAGAAGCAAAAGAACUCUUCAGAAGCGGCCAGCUGGAUGUCCGGGAGCUGAUCUCUCUCUACCCCUUCCUGUUGCCUACUUCCUCUUCAUUCAUACGGUCUCAUCCGCCUCUUCAUGAGUAUGCUGAUUUAAACCAGCUGACCCAAGGGGACCAGGAGAAGAUGACUAAGUGCAAACGAUUCCUCAUGAGUUAUUUGAAUGAAAUCCGCAGCACUGAAGUUGCUAAUGGCUAUAAGGAAGACAUUGAUACAGCUUUGCUCAAGCUGUAUGCAGAGGCUAAUCAUGAAAGCCUUCUGGAUCUACUGGUCUCAGAGAAUUUCUGUCUUCUAACAGACAGUGCUGCCUGGCUGGAGAAACACAAAAAGUAUUUUGCACUUGGACUCCUGUAUCACUACAAUGGUCAAGAUGCUGCAGCACUUCAGUUAUGGGUGAAAAUAGUUAAUGGAGACGUUCACGAUUCUACACGUUCGGACCUCUAUGAGUAUAUAGUAGACUUCCUUACUUUCUGCUCAGACCAAAAACUAGUGUGGAAGUAUGCUGAAUGGGUUUUACAGAAAAGUGAGGAGGUUGGAGUACAGAUUUUUACGAAAAGGCCUUUGGAAGACCAAGCCAGCUUUAAUCCAGAUAACGUCAUGGACUGCCUUAACAAAUACCCCAAGUCACUUGUUAAAUAUCUGGAGUACCUAGUCUUGGAUAGAAAAAUAGAGAAGGAAAAGUAUCAUACCCACUUAGCUGUGUUGUAUUUGGAGGCAGUGCUGCAACUAAAAUCUGUGACCACAGACAAUUGUGCAGAAUUCACUGAAACACAGACUAAGCUACACAGUCUUCUUCAGAAAUCUGACUUUUAUAGAGUUCAUUUUAUUUUAGAUAAAAUCAAGGGGACAGAUCUUCAUAUGGAAAGAGCAAUACUAUAUGGGAAAUUGGAAGAACAUGACAAAGCUUUGCAUAUCCUAGUCCACGAAUUAAAGGACUUUUCUGCUGCUGAAGAUUACUGCAUAUGGAGCUCUGAGAGUAAAGAUCUACCAUACCGGCAAAGGCUUUUCCAUAUGUUGCUCUUGGUUUAUCUAAAUCCAGACUCUUCGGACUGUGAACUGGUCAUGGCUGCUGUAGAUCUCUUGAAUAAUCAUGCUGCUGAAUUUGAUGCAGCCCGUGUCUUACAGCUUGUGCCUGACAGCUGGUCAGUACAGCUCCUCUCCCCAUUCCUGACCGGAGCAAUGAGGGAAAGCAUUCAUACAAAAAGAAUGACUCAAAUUACACUUGGGUUAGCAAAAGCUGAAAACUUAAUUUAUAAACAUGACAAGGUUAAACUAAAAGGAAGCCCAAUUAUUCUUUCGGACAAAAAGCUCUGCCAGGUGUGCCAAAGUCCUUUCUGUGAGCCUGCAUUCGUGAGAUACCCAAAUGGUGGUAUGGUUCACACCCAUUGCGCCGCAAAGAGACUCAUUAAUCCUAACAUGACCCAUCACAGUCAAACUUGAACUAUGUUCCAGGUUGCACUAGUUUCCAUGACUUACUCCUUGGAAAACGUGCUGGAUAAAGAGCCAAGUGCAGCUACUUUAACAGUAAAUCAAGAUGAAGAGAUUAUCCUGGGACUAAUGGGAAGAUUUCAAUAAAUGUGAAAUAUGGCCACUCAUCUGCUGAUCUUUAUGAAUGUAGACAGCAAAGAAAAUAUUAACUAUCAGAAGUAGAGACACGCAAGAGUAGGCUCUUCUGUGUAUAGUAAGAAAAAAAAUCUACCUUCUGAAAGAAAAUAAGCCUUUUCUUCACAGAAAGGAUGAAUACGGGGCAGACUAAUGUUUUUUAAGGAAACUUAAAUUUGCACUGAAUGUGUUGCUUAUAAACAUGGUGUGGCGGGGAGAGACCCUUUUAUUCAGGAGUCGGAUAUUGUCUGUCUCUAGAAUGCUUGAUGAAGAGACUAUACAGUGUUGUAGCCAUGUAGAGAAGAGACUGGCAUGAUGCAGCUUAUUCUCAAGAAAAAAAUGCAUAUCGAUUGUUAGCUGCAGCAUGUCCUCAUUUCUUCUGAAAUCUGUUCCACAGGAUCACAUUAUGAACUUGUUCUGUGCGCUACAAAUUGUUGGCUUUUGAUGCACUUUUUGUCUCCCCUGGCCCAUCCCGCCACCACGUUCUGCUGUAUUGUUGUCAUAAAACCAAUUUAAGUACUGGCCUGUUGCUAGUUCCUAUUGUUUUGCUGUGUCUAAAGUAAUAAACUCAGUGGAAACUGAUGGCCUCAUACAGUCACACAUCUGUAUUUGAAAAUCCCAGUUGUAAUGAAGGUGUCUGAUACAGUCUAGUUAGACCCUAGUCAUAUUUUUGUUGGGGAAAGAGGCUUUAAUAAUUUUUAAUAUGGACUUACAUAUUAAUAUGCAAAUAUGCUGUAAAUACAGUUGAAUAAAUUGGUUUUAUUA
This is a messenger RNA of Mauremys reevesii (Reeves's turtle), 3707 nucleotides long. It is a transcript of the gene TGFBRAP1, whose product is annotated as transforming growth factor beta receptor associated protein 1. The transcript is spliced from 12 exons. Gene Ontology annotation, cellular component: membrane; cytoplasm. The coding region runs from base 213 to 2780 and encodes 855 amino acids. NCBI's taxonomy places the organism in Eukaryota, Metazoa, Chordata, Testudines, Geoemydidae. The record is from RefSeq and is a predicted model, not a curated record. Gene Ontology annotation, biological process: vesicle-mediated transport; autophagy; endosomal vesicle fusion.